UUCCAGGAUACACUGGCAAUAUAUGGAUGAAACUAUUUCCAUAUGGAACUGAACAUCUUUGACAUUUGUGUCACUGAUUGUUGAAAAACUGGUCCCAUUACCAUUCUUGUGUCCAACAACAGCCAUGAGGAGAUGUAUAACUGUUCCGAUCUGUGCGUUUCUUUCUUUGUCCGACCUUGCCGUCACCACAGUCAUCUUUUCCCAUGGAACAGACUUCCGUUAUCACUUCCUGGUGGAGACUUACGACUACAACAUCAACCGUUCCAUGUUUGAUCUCUGGGCACUGACUCUAAUUCGGGUCCCAUUCAUCUUAGGACUGGUCACAGCGAUUAUACACAAUCCGUCCCCUGCAGUGUCUCGCAGUAAACACGUCAGUAAAUACAUCGUAGUUCUGUGUGUGGCGAUGUGUAUGUGGACUGUCAUCCGACUGCUCACCCUCGCUGACAGCAACAGCAACCUCCACAACCCCUGGAUGUGGGCAAUGCUGGCCUGGGCCGUUGUGGCGGCCAUCUUGUUUUAUAUACAAUGGCGUAUUCUGUGUUGUACAAAAGUCUGUGAUAAACCAAACUUGCUAGGGGAUGAUGAAGAGAGAGAGCCCUUGAUUAAUGACUCAAAGGCUAAAGUGAAGGAUGAUUCGAAGGAUGAGGACAAAGAGAAAAAUGUUAAAUUAUCCAAAGCCAAAGUGUUUCUGUUUUCGUACAUGCGACCUGACUGGCUCCUGCUGUGUACAGGGUUCACAUUUCUCAUCUUAGCAGCUAUAGCCAAUAUCUUCAUUCCAUUCUACACGGGUCUGGUGAUCGAUGGAAUCGCUAUCGAGAAGUCACGUGAAAAGUUCACUCACGCAAUCAUCGUCAUGGCCUUAAUUUCACUCGGCAGUGCCAUAGCAACGGGUGUAAGAGGAGGCUGCCUGUUCCUGGCGUUGCAGAGACUCAACAUCCGCAUCAGGAACGUCCUGUUCUCCUCCAUCAUGACCCAGGAAGUUGGCUUCUUCGACACCGUCAAAACAGGUGACAUCACAUCGCGGCUGACAUCGGACACGACGACAACAAGUGAUGCCAUCACACUCAACGUCAACAUCUUUCUCAGAAGCCUCAUCACAGCAUGUGGGACAGUGUUCUUCAUGAUCAAGCUGUCAUGGAGGAUGAGUCUCGUCACGUUCACCGGUCUCCCCAUCGUCAUCGGCGUUGCACACGUGUAUGGUGACUACUACAAGGCGCUGGCGAAGAAGGUCCAAGACAGUCUAGCCAAAGCCAAUGAGGUGGCAGAGGAAGCCUGUUCAUCACUCAGAACGGUCCGCAGUUUCGCCAAUGAACAGAGCGAGGUGUCGAGAUACAAGCUGUCAAUGGUAGACACCUACAAGCUGUACAAGAAGCAGGCUGUAGUGUAUGCAGGCUUCCUGUGGUCUAACCAGUUGUUUGACUUGGCUCUCACUGUUGCGGUGCUGUAUUAUGGCGGCCAUCUUGUGAUUGCCAACAAGAUCACUGGUGGCAACCUGGUGUCUUUCAUCCUCUACCAGAUAGAGCUGGGGCAGUGUCUGGAGAGUAUUGGCUCCGUGUACACUGGCCUGAUGCAGGCUAUAGGGGCCUCGGAGAAAGUGUUCGAGUACAUGGACAGGAAGCCGGUGAUCACUAACACAGGAAGUUAUGCUCCAGACAAGUUGGAAGGUCAUCUUGAGUUCCGAAAUGUCAGCUUCUCCUACCCAUCCCGCCCCGACACCCUGGUGUUGAAGAAUGUGUCGUUCAGCGUGCACCCGGGGGAGGUGGUGGCCCUGGUUGGUCCGAGUGGAGGCGGCAAGAGCUCCUGUGUCAACCUACUGGAACACUUCUACGAGACAAGCACCGGGGACGUCCUCCUGGACAACGUGCCAAUACACCAGUAUGAUCACAAGUACCUGCACAGAAAGGUUUCCCUUGUGGGUCAGGAACCAGUGCUGUAUGCUCGAAGUAUCCGGGAGAACAUCGGCUAUGGGCUGGACGACUGUACGAAGGAGGAGGUGGAACACGCCGCUGUCAUGGCCAACGCUCAUCAGUUCAUCAUGGAGAUGGCAGAGAAGUAUGAUACACAGUCUGGAGAGAAGGGGACGCAACUCUCAGGGGGACAGAAGCAGCGGAUUGCUAUAGCACGGGCUCUGAUCCGGAACCCUGUGGUUCUGCUGCUGGAUGAGGCAACGAGCGCUCUGGACUCGGAGUCAGAACAUGUGGUCCAACAAGCAUUGUACAGUAACGUGAAAGGCCGGACUGUGUUGAUCAUCGCUCACCGACUCAGCACAGUAGAGCGAGCUCACCGCAUCGUCGUGAUCAACAAAGGCACCAUUGUGGAGCAAGGAACUCACACGGAGCUCCUUGCUAAUGGAGGCAUGUACUCCAACCUUGUCAAGCGGCAGAUGCUCGGAUUUGAUGAGAUGCCUUCUAGAAAUGAGACUCCUUGCCAUUCCUCACCACGAACUGUGACGUCACGUGCGUCCGUCCAUGCAGGGUCGGUGUCCCCGGACUUCCGAUCGUGUAGCAGCACACCACCCUGUGCCUCAUUCCAUGUUGGCUCAACUCUCUGACCCCUGGCCUGUGUAGCAGACGUCAGUUUUACCAGUUGAGCUGGGAUUAUGAGGGACCAGUGAAGGGCUUCAGUUGACUCUGAAGAGGAUGAAGAAUUCAAGGUCAUUUCAGACAAGAGUGUUCACAUGAACCAUUGUGAAAACAAUGGUCAGGUUUUGAAAUCUAGGACCUCGGGAUUGACUCAGAAGUGGAGAGUUAUUUGUUUUAUCAGGCCUCCUUGCAAUCAGAGUAAAUAAGGGAUUACUGCUUGACUCUGAAUCGGCAAUCAGGGAUUUGUUGCAACUUGUCAAUCAGCAGCAACAGCAGUGAGCUGUUUACAUCAACAAAGAGAUGCUGUCUCUUGGGAAUAGAUCCCAAUUUAGCACACAAUUGUUUUGGAAUCAGUUUAUGGAACAGUUAAAAUUUUGAAGUCAGAGAAAGUUAAUUUGUCAAACAUUGACACAGCCUCACAGUGAUUUUCACAAAUCUCUGUACUAAUACAGUGGAAGCCCUCUAAACCGGCAGCCCUCCAAUCCGGCAUACUCUCAAUAUCGGCACUAAAAUUUUGUCCCGGCAGAAGCUAAUUAAUUUAUGAUCAUUUGCACGCCCUCUAAUCCGGUGUCAGUCUCUUCCGUUUUCGGCACAACAAAGACCGCCCAAUUGACUGUUUGUACAGUAAUUAACGCUCUCUAAACCGGCAUCCGGUAUCUCGACUCUCCUGUGUAUUAACAACACAAUGGAUUAUCAUGGGCGUUAAGCUCAUUUAUGUUGCCUGAUAAAGGAGUAUGGAUAAGAAUUAGGCCUAAGUAGGUGAGGUAAAUUGGUGAGUGACGUGACACACUAGAUCAGAGUGAUGUUGACAACUUUAUGUCCGCCUCCCGACUUUGAUUGACGGAUGUACGCCUGAAGAUGUCUUUAACUGCGAUGAGACUGGUUUGUUUUUCCGUGCUGUACCGGAUGUUAUCUUUAUUGAUGAAUGAAGAAUAUGAUGACUAUCAACAAGUUCUUCAGUCGUAUUUUACGGCAACAGAAGAUCAUUCUCAGGUUGAAAAGUUCUCUAAACCGUCACGCCCACUAUACCGGCAUUCUUUGCCGGUCCCAAUGAAUGCCGGUUUAGACGGCUUCCACUGUACAUUAAUAUCAAAAUAUAGCUUAACUUGUAAUAACCCCUACACUCCCUUCUACAGAUGUUAUCACCUGGUAAAUAUUUCUUGUAUUUUCUUGCAGUUAAGACAAAGAAGUUAUUCAUUUUCAGAGUAGCACUAUCAUAAUUUCAACCAAAAAACCCUCUUAAGUAUGUUGCAAGAUGGGAAACUUGCAAACUUGUCAACCUGUUCAAAUUUAAAGAAAUUACUUUUUACAGACACCAUACUUCAGAACAGCGUAUUGACUUUCACUGAUUGUUUCAAGAAUAGCAACAACUUGUAAUCUGAUGCCAAUGUCCAGAUAUUAUCCACUAUGUGUCCAUGAAGUGCAAUCAACACUCACCAUGGAUUCUGUGGAGGUGAUAAAUGGUUUUAUACUCCAGGUUCUCAGAAUUGCCAUUGUCUUUCAGUUUACGUCACGUCCUCAACAUGUGUACGUGUUGUUUAUAUGCCAAGGCUCAGGCAGUGUUAACGGGACAAGUUUCACAUUGCCCUUUACAACUAGGGGACCACAGUAAUACAUUUCAAGGCUGUCUGUAGUGAGGUCAUGUCGUUUACUGUUAGAUUUGAUAUUAAUGUCAUUACAAGACCUUUUCGUUUCUUUGUAUAAAAAUGUUUACUAUAGAUAUAUUUUACAUUCCUUUAGUUACAAUGUUUAUGUUUUAAUGCAUCCAUUCUAUACAGCUAUGUGCAUUUCUGCAUCAUGCAAGACCUUGAAGCUAAUAUUUGUUAUAUUUGACAUAUUCAUCGCUAGAUGGUGCCCGGUGUUGCCAUGGUGAUUGUGGGUAUAGUGGAACACGUAGAUAUACAACUUACAUU
Haliotis rubra (blacklip abalone) is the source of this 4495-nucleotide messenger RNA. RefSeq names its product ABC-type oligopeptide transporter ABCB9-like. The record is from RefSeq and is a predicted model, not a curated record. NCBI's taxonomy places the organism in Eukaryota, Metazoa, Mollusca, Gastropoda, Lepetellida, Haliotidae. Gene Ontology annotation, biological process: transmembrane transport; peptide transport. Gene Ontology annotation, cellular component: lysosomal membrane. Gene Ontology annotation, molecular function: ABC-type oligopeptide transporter activity; ATP hydrolysis activity; ATP binding.